Messenger RNA from Aspergillus piperis CBS 112811, 1595 nucleotides. RefSeq names its product MFS transporter. NCBI's taxonomy places the organism in Eukaryota, Fungi, Ascomycota, Eurotiomycetes, Eurotiales, Aspergillaceae. Bases 29 to 1519 code for a protein of 496 amino acids. The record is from RefSeq and is a predicted model, not a curated record. The transcript is spliced from 2 exons. Gene Ontology annotation, molecular function: transmembrane transporter activity. Gene Ontology annotation, biological process: transmembrane transport.
UUCUCAAUCAAUAUCCAUUAACCCCAUCAUGCCUCCGGCAUCUGUCGGGAGGGAGCAGUCCCCCGUUGUCCCAACGGAACCACCUUUCAGUAUCUUUGAUAACCGACAAAAAUGGCUUAUCGUCACGAUGGUUUCGACCGCGGCAACAUUUUCUGGUUUUGCCUCUAAUAUUUACUUCCCGGCACUGCCUACAAUCGCUAAGGACUUGAACGUAUCAUUGGAGCUUGUUAAUUUGACUGUCACCUCAUAUCUCAUAUUCCAAGGUCUUGCACCCAGUCUGUGGGGCCCUGUAUCCGAUGUAAAGGGACGUCGAGUUGCAUACACAUGUACCUUCCUAGUAUUUUUCGGCGCAUGUAUCGGCCUAGCCGAGACAAAGAACUACGCGACGUUGAUUAUUCUCCGAUGUCUUCAAAGCACUGGGAGUGCCAGUACUAUCGCCAUUGGUUCAGGUGUUAUUGGCGAUAUUACAACGCGUGAGGAGCGUGGCGGCUAUAUGGGUAUUUUCCAAGCUGGGCUUCUUGUGCCCGUGGCUGUUGGUCCGAUCAUUGGUGGAGCUAUGGCGGGCACAUUAGGCUGGAGGUCUAUCUUUUGGCUUUUAGCAAUCUACGGCGGAGUCUUCCUGGUUCUGAUGCUCCUGAUUUUGCCAGAGACACUUCGGUCACUAGUGGCCAAUGGAAGCCAGAUACAACCGACUAGGAAUCCACUGGUAAAAUAUCCUCUAGUGGUUUAUCAAAAAACCACUCAGGUUCAAUGGGAUCCUAGCGUGGUGAUUCCACCGGCUGCUAAAAAGCACAUUGACGUCCUGGGACCGAUCCGCAUUCUUUUCAGCAAACACUCCACGCCUAUCAUAUUGUUUCUCGCUAUAUAUUAUGCUGUCUGGCAGAUGAGUAUCACUGCAAUGUCUUCUCUCUUCACAGAUAAGUAUAAUCUCUCGGAAAUUCAGAACGGUUUGACUUUCAUUGCCAAUGGCGUGGGAUCUAUGGUCGGAACCCUGAUCACGGGUAAGAUCUUGGAUGCAGACUACCGCAAAGUGAAGGCCGAAUAUGAGUCGCUGUCUGAUGCCGAAGGUGAGGCCCAGGGGGAGGCCGAUUUUCCCAUUGAAAAGGCCCGUCUUCGGCUUGUUCCUAUUUUUGCAGGCGCACAAUGUCUCUCAUUGAUUCUCUUUGGUUGGACUAUCCAAUACCAAGUCCACAUUGCGGUCCCCAUCAUCUCAACGUUUAUCACCGGUUGGACUGUUGUCUCAAUGCAAUCCAUUAUCAUGACAUACCUCGUGGAUAUCUUUCACGAGAGAAGUGCGGCUGCCAGCGCCAGUAUCAAUCUUGCUCGAUGUAUGUUCGCAGCUGGGGGCACGAGUUUUGUGAUGCCUAUGAUCAGUGGUGUUGGAGCAGGACUUACAUUUACUAUCUGCGCUGCCGUGCAGUUCGUCGCGCUGGUUGGCCCUUUCAUCCAAUGGAGAUUCGCUGCAAGAUGGAGACAGGCGACAGAAGCAAAGAAAAGAACUGUCGGGGUUAGUGAAUAGAUCAGGUGGGCAGGAUCCUCAUGAUUUAUGGCACACAUGAGAAUAGUUGGGGAAAGCCUAGCAUAGCACUUUUAUU